ACACAACAUACGGCGGACGGUGGUUCAUUAUUCUGCCCUCGGUAGGCCUCCGGAUCGGGCGCACCUAGACCGAGCGUGCGACGUGCCACAGUUGGGAACCGUUGUAGUGUACAUAGUACGGAGUGUGUGAGUGUGGAUCGACGAUUGCUCGCAGACGGGUGGGGGAGUUGUGUUGUUCACGAUUCCAGGACUUCUUCACGGGUGUGGCCGCGGAAACGUGUCCUGCUGUACGGUGAAAGAAUUCGUGAAGUUCCAAAAUACAACGGUUCAGGUUUAAACCCGUCGCGAGUGUUCGAUCAAGCUUGGACAGUGGGUGGAUGCUUCGCAUCAUUGAUCACGAUAGAUUCAUGAGUCCUGCUACUAGUAUCCACAGUUCAUUACGCAACGGAGUCAAUUCCAGUCCAGUUUACAAAAGUUAUCCAGUGUGUGCUUCUUUGUACUCGGUAGUGGUUGCCCGACCGUCCCUAUCUGUGAUCAGAACUUCCUCCUGGGAAGCAUUUAAUUCAUUCAACGAGAGUGUCUAACGAUCCAACAAUCAACGGGGCAGAUCAUAAAUAUAUCAACAAUUCAAAUCAACCCGCCGAGUGGAUGUUGUAUCAUACAAGUUUGCGCGAAGCAGAUACGUCAACGAGCUAUUUUAACGUAUGUGUGAAUGCAGUAGCAUUGGUGCCAUUACCGUUUCCAAAGAGUAUCACCUUGAUCCGUAAUCAACGAACGAGCGAAUUAUAGAAGCGCUACAAUAGCAUCACAUCACCAGUCGGUAGUCAGUGUCCCGUCCGUAAACCGAAGAUUACAGAAGUGACAACAGUGUGAGCUGCCGUGUAUGAUCGCGGGGAUCGCGUCCGUGCGCGCUCGUUCAGUGUGGUUGUGCGAACGAUCAAGUGGGAUUAAUCUAAUUUACAAUCAUUCCCGACCCGAGAGGUGUUGUGUAUAUCCAUCCACCUCAUCAUCAGUGCUGCCGAGCAGUGAAAAUCCCGGCCAAGAAUAUCGGAUUGUGUCCCGCGCAGAUUGAGUGCGAAUGUGCGCGAAAGUGUCACCUUUCCUCCUCCAGUAGAGGGCAGAGUGCAGUGCAACAACGGCUUCAGAGGCAGCAACAGGAAGAACGCCCUACACCGCCAGUAGUAGUGCGUUCCUUUUCUAUCGCUGUUUUGAUCAGAUUCCGCGAACAGAAUGUGUGCCGGUGUAUGUGCGGCGGCGGUGCGUUGUUGUAAGCGCGCACAGUGUGCUAAUUAAAACAAAUGAAAUUUAAAUCGGUGCAAAUAUUUACCUCCCAGUGCUAUCGUUGUUUGCCGGUUGACGUCGAAGGGGAAACGAGUUAAGGGAACCCACCACACAGCAACCACCGACUGAGGCAUCAACACGUGAACCAACAUCGUUAAAAAGCGAGAACGAGAUUGAUUCCGUGAGAUUAGUGCGGCAGUGUUUUGCGUGAGUGUUUCGAUUCCGCGGAAGAGGCCGCUCGCGUCUCCCUCCCCGGGGAGGUGAAAUAUGUACGAAGUGGCCACGGUCGCGGGCAACAAACUAGACGCGGCGUACGCCAUCAAAAGUUUAUCCAGCAUAAUGGGGCAAAUAUCCAGCACGGCGAGCACCAACAAUAAUCAUCACGCGGGUCGCAAUGGGAAGAAAAUCUACCACCGGCACUCGUCGGUCCAGCCGGCUCUGGCCAAUAUCAAACUGCUGAAAAAGGAGAGUUCCUUCAGUGGGAAGGACCAUCACAUCAAAGAUCCGCUGCACAAGGCGCGAACCGAAAGUAAAAACAUCGACCAGUUGCUGCAGGUGGCCUCCAAUGGGCAGAGCCUUCCAGCCCCAAUGGCCAGCAUGACGCCAAGCGCUAGCAACGACCUUAAUCUCAGCAAAGGCUCCAGUACCGUCUUCAGUUCGACCAAUAGCAAGGAGUUCUUCAAAUCGGGCGACGCCUACCACAAGACUGAUAUUUGUUACUACAAAACCCUGGACAACGGUUACCACAAACUACCUUCCGAUUCGUACCACAAGAUGACCGAAGGGUGCUACGUCAAACUGCCGGACGGUAGCUUCUGCAAACUAGACGAUAAGGUGCUUUCCCUAGAUGCCAACACCGUCAUCGGAACGGGUGACAAGCGGUCCGGUGCUACCCUUGGGGCCGGUUCCGCCGUGGACCAAACCACAACCGGCCGGCACGACGAAUCCGGUGUGCAGUACCGGGUGAAAAACCCGGUGCUCAAAUUUUUAAAACGUUCCAAAUCCCACACCCCCGCCACCAUUGCCCAGCUGCAGAAGGAAAAGAACCGUCUCAGUACAAUCCAAUCGCCGGAUGUGGACGCUGGCCGUCCUCCGGUGUCGCACCAGCAGCAGGUUCUGUCCGGUCAUCACCAUCAUCACGCGCAGCAGCAGAACGCCAUCAAUGCGUCGAACAAUAACAACAACAGCAAAUCGCAACAUUCCAGCAAUGCCCAUCACCACCAUCAUCAUGCGCAGCAGCAGCAGCAACAACAGCCACAAGCGAACCAGAACCGCCGGGUCAUGGUCACCAUGAUCGACGGUGGGCUGCCGGUGGUGGCCAAGAGCAAACCCAUUCACGAUAAGCCAAAAAGUGCCAAAGCUCGGGCCCAGGAUGCCAGUAGGGAUAAGGGUUCACCAAAUAUGCAGAUGCGCGGAACGGGUGCUCGGUGGCGACCGGCCGAGGAACACAUCGGCAAGUACAAACUGCUGAAAACCAUCGGCAAGGGAAACUUCGCCAAGGUGAAACUGGCGAAGCACGUCCCCACGUCCAAGGAGGUGGCCAUCAAAAUCAUCGACAAGACACAGCUGAAUGCGUCCUCGCUGCAGAAGCUGUACCGGGAGGUGCGAAUAAUGAAGCUGCUGGACCACCCGAACAUUGUGAAACUGUUUCAGGUGAUCGAAACGGAAAAGACGCUGUACCUAGUGAUGGAAUACGCGUCCGGUGGCGAGGUGUUCGAUUACCUGGUCCUGCACGGGCGGAUGAAAGAGAAAGAAGCCCGCGCAAAAUUCCGACAGAUCGUGUCCGCCGUCCAGUACUGCCACCAGAAGCGAAUUAUCCAUAGGGAUUUAAAGGCAGAGAAUCUGCUGCUCGAUAGUGAAAUGAACAUCAAAAUUGCCGAUUUUGGUUUCUCGAACCAAUUCACGCCCGGCUCCAAGCUAGACACCUUCUGCGGUUCGCCUCCGUAUGCCGCGCCGGAACUGUUCCAGGGUCGAAAGUACGACGGUCCCGAGGUGGACGUGUGGUCGCUCGGCGUCAUCCUGUACACCUUGGUCAGUGGGUCCCUCCCAUUCGACGGAGCGACGUUACGAGAGCUGCGAGAACGAGUCCUCCGAGGAAAAUACAGAAUACCCUUCUACAUGUCGACAGAUUGCGAAAACCUGCUGAAAAAAUUCCUCGUUCUCAACCCGGCCAAGCGGGCCAGCCUCGAGUCCAUCAUGAAGGACAAGUGGAUGAACAUGGGAUACGAGGACGACGAGCUGACCCCCUACGUUGAACCUAAGCCCGAUCUGAAGGAUCAGAAACGGAUAGGUAAGACGGAAGCGUUAGUAGCGAUGGGCUAUAAUAGGCAAGACAUAGAAGAAUCAUUGACAUUCACCCGGUACGAUGAUGUUUUCGCCACUUAUCUGCUACUCGGAAGAAAAAGCACGGACCCCGAGUCCGACGGGUCCCGGUCCGGAUCGUCUCUGUCGCUACGUAAUAUCGCCGGCAAUGAGGGUGCCGCCGCUGGCAACCCCCAAGUGCAAAGUCCCACGCACCGAGGUGUGCAUCGAAGUAUAUCGGCAUCGAGCACAAAACCUAGCAGACGGGCCUCCAGUGGCGGUGAAACCUUACAAAUUUUCCAACGCUUCAUUACAGGUGUCGGACCGACAGCAGCAGUGGCCGCAGCCGCGGCAGCCGCCGGGGGUGGUGGCGGCGGCGGAGGUGGUGUCGGUGGCAACAACGCCACCGGUACCAACUCGGCAGCAGCCGGUGCAUCGGCGGCCAGUGGGCCCGGUGCCGCAGCGGUCAACAACUCCGCCAGCAGUAAUAAUCACAGCUCGGGGGCCAGCAGUGGCACCUCGGAACGGACGUCAGUUAGCAGUAAUUUCAAACGACAGAACACCAUAGACUCAGCCACCAUGAAGGAGAACACGGCCAGAUUAGCCGCACAAAACCAGAGGCCGGCGUCGAGCAUAACCAAACCAAUCACAUCGGCAGAUAAUUCAUCGAUCUCGAGCCCGGCGAAACCGCGUACCACCAGUACGACCACGGGCAAGUUCGACCCCAGCAACGGCAACCGGACGGUUGGGCCCAGUGCCGGCGGCAUGAUGCCAAGGCGGUCCACGACGCUGUACGAGAAGACGUCCUCGACGGAAAAGACAAACGCCACCACGGAUAACACCUUCAUUGGUCCGAUUCCGGAAUUCACCCGCGGCAGCUCGGCCGGGGCGGGCGGUGGCAAAGGUCACGUGAAGAGUGCGUCCGUAUCGAGCCCGGGACCGUCGGCCGACAGUAGUGCCAACAGCGCCGCCACAACCGAUCCCCUCCGUCAAAGACAACCGGUUGCAUUUCCCAGGAAUAUUCCAUCGCGAUCGACUUUCCACUCGGGUCAAACCAGAUCCCGCAACAGUACGACAUAUGCCGGUGCCGGAGGCAACGUAGGCGACUCCCCCCACACUGGCAAAACUUUCCUGCAAAGACUUACUACCAGAUUCAGCAAACGGCCCAACGAAGGCCAAGCAAAUACUUCAUCAAAUAGUAGUGGCUCUACUGCGGAGGAACCGGUUAAGCCCCGGGUGCUACGCUUCACCUGGUCGAUGAAGACGACUUCGCCGCGGUUGCCGGAUGAAAUCAUGGCCGAGAUCCGGUCCGUGCUGGACAAGAACAAUUGUGAUUACGAACAGCGGGAGAGGUUUGUUUUGCUGUGUGUGCACGGUGAUCCCAAUACGGACUCGCUGGUGCAGUGGGAAAUCGAGGUCUGCAAGCUGCCCCGGCUAUCGCUCAAUGGCGUGCGGUUCAAGAGAAUAUCAGGUACCAGCAUUGGCUUCAAGAACAUUGCCUCGAAGAUCGCGUACGACUUACGUCUGUGACUCGAUACAAAAUCGGAGGAGUACCAUUCGGUCGGUAGCGAUGCUCCGGAUGGUAGUGAUAAGGGCGAUGGCGGCGACGAUGGCAACGGCGGAGGCGGCGACAGUGGCGGUAGCAGCAGUAAUGGCGGUAACAACGGUGACAACGGUCACGGCGGUGGCAAUAGUAACAACAACGGCAACAAAGACUGCGGAAGCGGUGACGAAACAACCACAAACAGGACAACUUCAGAAGAUGAUGGCAUGCGAAAGACUACAAUGCAAAUGGGGAAUGCAAACGCCACGUUAGCGCGUGGGUUCGUUGGUAGAUACCAUGAUUUUGGUACUGCGGGUACGACAUAUAUGACGACGGCGAAAAUGGCGGCGACGAAGAUGGCGGACGGUAAACCAUACGAAGGUUUCACUGGUAAUUACUACGACUAUCCCAGCGAUGCGUAUGAACCCGUGCAGCGUGAUUACGGGAUAGAGCCGAACACCAGGGAUUCCGCCACCUCGAAGGCAGACGGUGGCGACAAGGUGGUCGGCUACAACAAUAUAUUUGCAUCGUUGCUGAGAACUACUACCCUUUAGGAUGUGGCGGCGGUAAGUUUUAAAGAAUGUUGUCAAGUUUUUAGAGUGUUGACAGUUUAACUAUAAUCAAUAGCCGAAAAAUAGUAUUCAACAAGGAAAGUCCUUUUUAUAAAUCCACACACAUACACACAGUUGUUCAAGAUGGUAGAAGAUUAAACACGCAAAUCCGUUGCAGCAUAGUAUCUCGUUGAAAGGGUAUCCAUUGAUAAUGAAUGAAAUACAUACAAGUUUAGCUAAUUCAGAAACUAACAUAUGAUAAUCUAGGAAGUUGAUGGUGUGAAAAAUAACUUCUCUAAAUAACGAGCAAACAAAUAUUGGACAAUUUCGACCAUACCUUUAUUCAAAAUGAUCAACAUUCGUUUAAGAAUUUAUCUUUCAAAUUUUGAAGAAACUUUACUGCUGCUCAAAUCGCGAACACGGGUUAUGAUUUCCAACUAUUCCGUUCUUUCACCUGAUCAAAACUAAGUAGUUCUGUCCAAAACGAAAAAAAAACAAAACAAAAAUGCCUUUAAAACGCAACUUAAAAAUGGCGCCAUCAUCACCUCUUAUUGUGUGAAACAAAACCGAAGUCAUUCAACA
Molecule: messenger RNA, 6198 nt
Organism: Armigeres subalbatus
Lineage: Eukaryota; Metazoa; Arthropoda; Insecta; Diptera; Culicidae
Product: serine/threonine-protein kinase MARK2-like
Exons: 18
Coding region: 1489-5052 (1187 amino acids)
Biological process (GO): intracellular signal transduction; microtubule cytoskeleton organization; protein phosphorylation
Cellular component (GO): cytoplasm
Molecular function (GO): ATP binding; tau-protein kinase activity; protein serine/threonine kinase activity
Source: RefSeq, a predicted model, not a curated record